Mandrillus leucophaeus (drill) is the source of this 2441-nucleotide messenger RNA. It is a transcript of the gene METTL15, whose product is annotated as methyltransferase like 15. Gene Ontology annotation, biological process: rRNA base methylation. Gene Ontology annotation, molecular function: rRNA (cytosine-N4-)-methyltransferase activity. The record is from RefSeq and is a predicted model, not a curated record. The transcript is spliced from 7 exons. The coding region runs from base 460 to 1299 and encodes 279 amino acids. NCBI's taxonomy places the organism in Eukaryota, Metazoa, Chordata, Mammalia, Primates, Cercopithecidae.
GGCAGCUUGGCGCCAAGAAGCUCAGCCUGGCGGCGCGGGGGAAGCUCUUCGCUUUUUCGUCACCGUGGCAACGCUCGAGGCCGUUUCCGGAGGCGGUGGCCAAAGUGGGCGGGGCUAGACCGGAGCUGCCUGUGGGAGGCAGUUACUUGAGAUCACCAGGCCUUCUCUGGACCGGCGGGUGCAGGGCCCGGUCCCAGAGUUGAGGGAAAGUCGUUUGGAAACCCCAGCGCCAACAGGACCCUUUGGCAGCUGAGGCUGGAAGCAGCGGAACCAAAGGCAGACGGUCCUGAGUUGCUGGGGCGGACGUGGACCCAAUCUGUCCGUCCUUGCAAGUUUCCCCCAGGGGCAGGACCUAGACGUGCGGCACAUUCAGGUUCUUCAGUACCGUAGUGGUAGUCACUGGCCCAAGUUAGAGGCCAGCUGAGAAGUCUUCCUGCCUCAGAUUUGUUUACCUACAGAAUGCUUCGGUAUCCGUAUUUUUGUAGAAUGUAUAAAGAAUGUCUUUCAUGUUGGUUGGCAUCUGGCAUACCUAAUUUAGGUGUCUGGCCAAAGAGAAUACAUACUACAGCAGAAAAAUAUGGAGAAUAUGAAGCCCAGGAGCAAACAGAUCAAACUCAAGCCCAGGAGUUACACAGAUCUCAAGAUAGAGAUUUUGAAACUAUGGCUAAAUUACAUAUUCCAGUAAUGGUGGAUGAAGUUGUGCAUUGUUUGUCACCACAAAAAGGACAGAUUUUUCUAGAUAUGACAUUUGGUUCGGGAGGGCACACAAAAGCCAUUCUACAGAAGGAGUCAGAUAUUGUUUUGUAUGCCUUGGACAGAGACCCGACAGCUUAUGCAUUAGCUGAACAUCUUUCAGAGUUGUAUCCUAAACAAAUCCGAGCUGUGCUGGGCCAGUUCAGCCAGGCAGAAGCCUUAUUAAUGAAAGCUGGGGUGCAGCCAGGAACUUUUGAUGGAGUUCUUAUGGAUCUUGGGUGUUCCUCCAUGCAACUUGAUACUCCUGAAAGAGGUUUUUCCCUUCGGAAAGAUGGCCCCUUGGACAUGAGAAUGGAUGGUGGCAGAUCAACCGGCACUUGCAUCUAUCCUAAGAACAUAUGGGGAGGAGAAGCAUGCCAAGAAAAUCGCUUCAGCAAUUGUUCAGGCACGCAGCAUCUACCCCAUCACCAGAACCCAGCAGCUUGCCAGCAUCGUUGCAGGUGCAUUUCCUCCCUCUGCUAUUUAUGCACGGAAAGACUUACUACAGCGAUCUACCCAUAUUGCCACCAAGACUUUCCAGGCUCUUCGCAUAUUUGUGAACAAUGAGCUCAAUGAACUCUACACAGGACUGAAGACAGCUCAGAAGUUUCUGAGACCCGGUGGUCGUCUUGUUGCCCUCUCCUUCCAUUCACUAGAGGAUCGCAUCAUCAAAAGAUUUUUGCUUGGAAUAAGCAUGACAGAAAGAUUUAACCUAAGUGUUAGACAGCAAGUGAUGAAAACAUCGCAGUUGGGUUCUGGUCAUGAAAACACAGAAGAAGUCUCUAUGAGAAGAGCUCCUUUAAUGUGGGAAUUGAUACACAAGAAGGUACUUAGUCCACAAGAUCAGGAUGUACAAAAUAACCCCAGAGGGCGCUCAGCCAAGCUUAGAGCAGCUGUCAAAUUAUAAGUUACAAUCAUCUUAUUCUUCAAAUUUUUUCUCACAAUUUCUCUAAUCUUUACUCAUGUUUUGUUCCUGAAUGUCUUGAUAUAGGUUUAAGUGUGGGACAGUCUGAAAAUUGAUAGCAUUUAGCAUUUUUUUUUCCCCUCAAAAAGAAACUGUAGGAAAUACAUGACAGAGAAAUUUACACUCAGGGAGCAGCAGCACCUCAAGACUGGAAAUAUGUGUUAAUCUUUGCAUCAUAUUGGAUUCUUGAAAUGCAAUCCUUCCUCUGGCCAGGAACAUUUUUAAAAAAUAAUAGUUGGGUUUAUUUAAAUAUGUAAACUCAGGCUGCCAAAGAGAAAGAUAUUAUAAUCAUAUCUGCAUGUCCUAAAUUUUGAAUUUAGAUAUUCCAAUUUGCAUCAGUCUUUCUCUGGCUCAAAUAAUGAUGAUUAUGGAAUGAAUUUUAAUGUCCUUACUUGUGAAUAAUUACUAUAGCUUUCUCAAAUGUACGCUUUUUACAAAUUUUAAAUUUUAAAAUAUUAGUUUAAAUAUGUGUUAUAUUGAUAAAAUUUCAUCUUUCAAAUUAUAGUCUAUUAUUUUAAAGGGAUUUUUCCGUAUGAUAUGGGCCAUUUUGUUUGUAUAUCUCAAGGUAAACAUGUACAAUCCUUACAAAGAGUUGUUUCACAAAACUUAUAUUUCAUGUCAAUUGUAUUUAUUUUAAUAAUAGCUCACAAUGCCUUUUGUAAGUAAUAAAGUCUCUUAUUACAAUCUUGUAUUUUUUAAUUGAGCUAAUCAAAAUAAUUCAGCCAAGUCUAUUUGAAAUAGAAAA